Molecule: messenger RNA, 1721 nt
Organism: Halichondria panicea
Lineage: Eukaryota; Metazoa; Porifera; Demospongiae; Suberitida; Halichondriidae
Product: dmX-like protein 2
Exons: 9
Coding region: 831-1634 (267 amino acids)
Biological process (GO): vacuolar acidification
Cellular component (GO): RAVE complex
Molecular function (GO): protein binding
Source: RefSeq, a predicted model, not a curated record
CCAUCUGUACUGUUUUCACUGGCUUCCCAAUGGAAUUACUAUGAAGCCUCAUUAAUGCGUUUCUACCUCCAUACGUACAUGCAUACAGUCAAGAUAAUCUCUCUUUACCAUAAGUGUCACCUGUGCAGGUUCAAUAUAAUAGUAUAUAUAAUUUAUGCCUCUUUACCAUUCGCAUACAUCACAGUAGCCUCGAUUCAAGGCCUUGAAUCGAGGCUAACAUCACAGGUUCUGGACAGCAAUUCAUUUGAGGAGCUUGCCUCGUACCCCGGCCUCCAUGCCAACGUCUGAGCAUGCCGUUUCAGAAGGAGAACUUUGUGAUGAUCCAGUCCAAUCGUGUGAGGAAGCCACAAAGCUCUGCCUUCCUCUCGGGUCGUCUAGAUCUCUCCCUGUCCACCUUCACCCAUCCCUCUAUUUUCUAUACUCUAUGAUCUAUGGUUGUAGUGAGCAACAAUUAAGAUUCACUGUUACAGUAUAGAGUAUGUAGGUGAUAUUAUUAUAUACAUGUAAUUUGCACGCAUGUCCCCUGCAGUUGAUGAGGAGGAACGUGGUUGAAGUGCAGAGAAUGGCCCCCCACCCCACUCUGGCUUAUUAUCUGAUUAGCUGUAUAUAUGGAUGGCUCUGUGGUGAUGUGGGUGUUUGGUAACUCUCGGCCAGUCUCCACCUAGAUUCCCCCGGGCUCUGGGCCCAGCGUCCGAUUCACUUCAGAGGGAAACAUAGUGUUUCGCUUAUUAAACCUUUAUUGGAUUGGUCCAUUUUUGUGCUACUGAUAUAGUUAAUGGGUGUGGCCCAUGUAAGGGUGCACAGUAGCCCCAUAUAGGUGAGCCUGUUGCAUGGAGGAGGAACGUGGUUGGAGUGCGGAGAAUGGCCCCCCUCACCCCACGCUGGCUUAUUAUCUGACUGGCUGUAUGGAUGGCUCCGUGGUGAUGUGGGAAUUUGGUAACCCUCGGCCAGUCUCCACCCAGAUUCCCCCGGGCUUUGGGGCCAGCGUCACCAUGAUACGAUUCACUCCAGAGGGAAACAAAUAUGGAGUGACUGACAACAGUGGCAAGCUGUCGCUAUGGCAAGGGAUACACACAGCUGCCCGCAAGCCCUACCACUCUCUAUACUCUGGUAUGAAGCACCUCAGUGACUUUCUGUUCCUCGGCUCCUCCAGUUUCAUAGCAACCUGUGGGGACGGCAGUGACAACAGACAUGUUUUCCUGUGGGACACGCUUUUACCGGCAAAGUUAAGUGUUGUGAAAGAGUUUGUGUGUCAUGAAUCCGGUGUGGUUUCCCUUGGUUACUUGCGAGCCAAACAGCGGCUGUUUUGUGGUGACAGACGAGGAGAAGUGCUCAUAUUCGACCUUCGGCAAAUGUGUCUGUUACAGAGUCUAACUGUUCAUAGCUCCGCUGUCAACAGGAUCGUCGUAGACGAUAUCGAUGGCUUUAUUGCCACUGGUUCUGCUGAUGGGGACAUCAAGGUUCUGGACAGCAAUUCAUUUGAGGAGCUUGCCUCGUACCCCGGCCUCCAUGCCAAGUCCAGACUCUUCCGACAGACUGAAGGAGGCAUAACCGACCUGGGAAUAUUGCCUGGGGGUAGAUUGUACUCUUGUGAUGCAGACAGUAGUGUGAAAUGUCAAACUGUAGUGUUAUGAUUUUGUGUGUAUUUGUGUUCUGUAUAAUACGUUCUGUGCCCACUAUAUAUCUGAGUGAGUUUGGAUUCAAAAUGUACAUUUCUCUAC